This is a messenger RNA of Brassica rapa (field mustard), 1182 nucleotides long. Its product is annotated as 2-oxoglutarate-Fe(II) type oxidoreductase hxnY. NCBI's taxonomy places the organism in Eukaryota, Viridiplantae, Streptophyta, Magnoliopsida, Brassicales, Brassicaceae. The record is from RefSeq and is a predicted model, not a curated record.
UCAACUUUGCGCUUGCUUCACUAUGAAGGAAAAUCGGAUCCCUCAAAGGGAAUAUAUGGAACUGGAGCACAUUCGGAUUACGGAAUGAUGACGCUCAUAGCAACCGAUGGUGUAUUGGGACUCCAGAUAUGCAAGGAUAGAAACGCUAAGCCUCAGAAGUGGGAAUAUGUACCGUCGAUUGAAGGAGCACUUGUUGUGAAUCUUGGUGAUAUGAUGCAGUGUUGGAGCAAUGGUCUUUUCAGAUCCACGAUGCAUAGGGUUAUUUUAAAUGAUCAGAAUCGAUAUUCCAUUCCAUUUUUCCUGGAACCGAAUCACGACUGCAUAAUAGAGUGUCUUCCUACGUGCCAGUCCGAAAGCAACCUUCCCAAAUAUCCAGCGAUCAAAUGUUCGACAUAUCUCACCCAGCGUUACGAAGAAGUGCAUGCGAAUUUCAGAAGCUACGAAAAACAUGCUUGAUUGAAGGUGUGGUCCACCCCUUACACUAUCCGUUGGAUUUCUAGUUCUGUUGAUUGUUUUCUUAUUAUUAUUUUGGGUUUGGUUUGUUCUGUUGUUCACAAUGUUAUAUAUAUUUAACCUCUGGAGUUAAAAAAUUUUAUUUGUUUCAGUUUUCUGAAAAUAAACCCAAAGUUUUUUUGUCUGAUUAGUUAUGCUAUUACAACGAUGAGAAAUAUUACAUAGAUAAUUCUACAGCCAACAAUUCUACCAUCAUAUGAGAAUGCACGUCUGACUGCAUCACUCCGAACCGCCCUAUGAGAUCCAUGUUCGAUAAUACGCCUUGCACCAUGUUAAAGAUCUCUUGUAAAUUUUUUUCUUCAUAAUCUGUGCAUAAUUUGCGUUUCUGGGGUUUGAAUCUCAAACCUCAUGGUGUAGAAGUAUUAAUGAACCAUUAGUCAAACUACUAGAUUAAGGGGGCUUCCACAACUUAAGAGUUUAACAUGCAAAAUAUAAAUAAAAUCUUAGAAAAAGGAAAGAAAAUCAUAGAUAUUUUUUGACUUCGGCAUAUUUUAUAGUGUUGAAGAUGGAUUGAUUAUAUCUCUAGGCAAGACUUGUGUAUUAAACUGAACUCGACUCAUCUGAGAGAGAGACGGUCAAGGAAAUACGUCAACUUGAUGGGAAAAAGAAAAGUGUCGGUUAUAAAUAGAGAAUAACUAACUCAAAGCAAGGAUAUUCACAAUCUUAAAA